Molecule: messenger RNA, 11507 nt
Organism: Loxodonta africana (African savanna elephant)
Lineage: Eukaryota; Metazoa; Chordata; Mammalia; Proboscidea; Elephantidae
Gene: FOXI1
Product: forkhead box I1
Exons: 2
Coding region: 7487-8668 (393 amino acids)
Biological process (GO): anatomical structure morphogenesis; cell differentiation; regulation of transcription by RNA polymerase II
Molecular function (GO): RNA polymerase II cis-regulatory region sequence-specific DNA binding; DNA-binding transcription factor activity, RNA polymerase II-specific
Source: RefSeq, a predicted model, not a curated record
UGCUGUCUAGUCCACGGUGAUUCAUGGUGACCCAUGUGUGUCCAUGCUCCAUAGUGUUUUCAAUGGCUGAUUUUUCUGAAGUAGAUUGCCAGACCUUUCUUCCCAGAUGCCUCUGGGUAGGCUCGAACCUCCAACGUUUUGCUUAGCAGUCGAGUGCUUUAACAAUUCCCCAUCCCAACCUAUUUCUACCCUGUCAGGCUUCUGGGAACCCUGAAACUAAGAAGCCUUUUGUGUUUUAGGUGUAGAAAUGAGAAAGAGUUCUUGAAGCCAAGCCCCUAUCCAAGAUGAAUUUGGGGCAGUCGGGUGAGCCUUAGGUAGCCCCAGCCAUGGACCGCCAGCCUCUCCCAUCACCUGCAGGCUCCUAAUCCUUGUCAAGAGCUAACAUUUACUAAGAAUUGACUGUGCGCCACGCAUUUAGUCCUCGAAGCAACACUUAGAGGUAGAUCCUGUUCUUUCUCUCAUUUUACAGAUGAGAAAACUGCAGCUCUGAAAAAUUAGCUCAUCUAAGGUAUUAUAGUGCUUAAGAAGUAGAGUCAGGAUUGUGACCCAGAAAGUCUGCCUCCAGAGUCUGAGCUCUUUCCUCCCUGCACUGCCCAUGUGAGGAGAUAGCAGCCACAGUGCACCAGCAGCACGUUCAGAUCCCCCUGCCUCCUGCUCUGGGGCUAUUCUCUAGGCCUGUGUCCUUGUCAUUAAACAGGGAGACUGAGUCCUUACUUCCCAGUGUGGCCCAGAGAAUGAAAUGAGUUCAUGUACGUGAAAAUGGCAAAGAAUACUGUGUGUAUCAUGGACUGCCAGAAGAAAGAACAAAUCAGGCUCAGAAGAAAUACAACCAGAAUGCUCCUUAGAAACAAGGAUGGAGAAACUUCAGCUGGCUUAUGUUGGACACGUCAUCAGUAAAGACCACUCACUAGAAAAGGACAUUAUGUUUGGUAAAGUAGAGGAUCAAGAAAAAUGAGGGAAACCCUCAAUGAGAAGAAUUGAUUCUACAGCAGCAAAAAUGGACUCAAACAUACCAACAAUUGUGAAAAUGGCACAGGACCAGGCAAUGUUUUGUUCUGUUACAUAUAGGUCGCCACGAGUCAGAGCCGGCUCAACGUCAACUAACAACAACCAUGUGAAAAUACACACAGUAGGUAUCCCCACACCCAGUUAGAUGACUUGGGAUCAGACUUUUGAAUGAGGACACUCCCCACCCCCACCUCUCUACAGAGACAAGGCCAGCAGGGAUGGCCCUGGUUGGCCGUGGACAGGGUGGGGGCCUGUGUCCACGCAUGCUUUCUGCAGGACUUGAGCCAGCUUGGGCUUCUGGACCCUGCCAUGUCUACAGCUGACUGCUGGACACAUAAUCCAGACAGAGUGGCAAAUCUUUCCUCCUUCUCUGGUGGCAUGACCCCUGUAGUGAGUUGAGUGGUGACUCCCAAAGAGAUUUGUCCAUAUCCUAACACCCAGAACCUGUGAAUGUGCCCUUAUUUGGAAAAACAGUCUUCACAGAUGUAAUUAAGUUAGGGAUCUGGGGGUGAGAUUAUCAUGGAUUAUCCAGGGGGCCCUAAAUCCAAUGACAAAUGUCCUUAUAAGAGAUGAAGAGAAGACACAUAGACGAGGAGGAAAAGGCCACAUGAAGACAGGGACAGAGAUUGGAGUGAUACAGCCACAAGCUAAGGAAUGCCAGGAGCCACCAGAAACCAGAAAUGGCAAGGAAAGACCUGCCCCUAGAAACUUCCGAUGGAGCAUGGCCCUUCUGACACAGCGAUUUCAUACUUCUGGCCUCCAGAACUGUGAGAGAAUAUGUUUUGGUUGUUUUAAGCUACCUGUUGUUGUUAGUUGCCAUCUAGUUGGCUUCAACUCAUGGCCACCUUACCUGUAACAGAACAAAACGUUGCCUAGUCCUGCACCAUCUUCAUGAUCAUUGGUAUGUUUGAGUUCAUUUUUGAGGCUCUUGUGUCAAUCUUUCUCAUAGAGGGUUUUCCUCAUUUUCAUUGACUAAUGAACAUGACGUCAUCUAGUUUGUGGUAUUCUGUUAGGGCAGGCACAGGAGACUAAUACAGCCACCAAAUAGUAACGUUUCCCAGGGUAGAAGGAAAUGGUGCAACAAUGGCUAAAGGAGGAAGCAACACUGGGCUUCCUGCCCAGACCACCCUUGUCAGAACCUGUCCUCUGGUACCAGACAGGCUUCAACAUCCUCAUUAUCACAGUUUUUGCCAGAUCCUGGGCUCUAUACUUCACAUAUACUCCUUCAUUCUUUUCCCUUCAAAAGCCACACAAGACAGGUGCUGUUUGUAUCACCAUUUUAUAGAUAAGGAAACUUAGGCUUUGUAUGAUUAAGAAACUUGGCGAAGCUCACAUAGUUACAAAGUAGCAGAGUAGGGAUUUGAAACCAGGUCUGCCCUAUAUCAAAGCCUAUGUUUUUAAUGUUCUAUUGCCUUGUUCAAAAUAUCCAAAUUUGAAGUUCAGGAUAUGUGGUCUUUCUUAUUCUAGAAGGCCCCUCUCUGGACUGUAAUAUGUAAACUGUGGCUGCCGCAGGUCCCUUCCUGGUCAGUUUUUUAUUCUUUCCCUAAAUUGUGCAGGGCACGUGUUCUCUGGUUUGAAUUCCACUUCUGGAAAAUUUUUCAAAAAGCCUUAAAUAAAGUCAUCCACAAAAUGACCCUAGUUUACAGAGACAUUUGGUUAUUUUCCCCAGAGCCCCUGGGCUAGUCAGGGAGGCUGGAGUGCUGUACCUCCCAAAUCUCACCUAGUGGAUAGAAGCAGGUAACUCCUGCUAACCACUCCACGGGUUGCAGCCAGUGCUCAUGAGAACCUGGGACAAGAAGCCCUCUGGGGAUGUUUUGGAAGCCUGACCCUGUGCCAGGGAGUGGGAAGGGCGUGAAAGGUGUGUACCCACUACUGAACUCUGGGUACCAGCACAUCCCUAAGGCACCAAGGCAGGAUGUAGUCAGCCUUCCUGAACAGGGCUUCGAACCAGUUCAUUCUGGUUCAAACCCCCUGCUGAGAAUUUGCAUGUCUAACAAGUUCCCAGAUGAUGCUAAUGCAGCUGAUUAGGGACCAAUUCUAAAAACCACUAGUAGAGCAGCGGUUCUCAAAAUGUAUUAUACAUAAGAAUCACCUGGGGAUCUUGUUAAAGUGUAGAUUCUGAUUCAGAACAUCUGGAGUGGAAAUGUGUUAAGCCCUGCUCCUAAGACAGGCCAGGCAUUCUCUGAUUUUCAAGGGAAGAAAAAAUAGGGCCUAGGUGAGACAAGGAAGGCUCAAGUGAGGGGUCCUCAGAAAAUGCCUCUAAGGAAGGAGACUGCCAUGGAUAGGCAAAGGGGGCAGAGUAGGGCAGGAGACUGGAUCCUGACCCAGCUGAGCUGUGAGCUUGGUGUUUGAGCAAAAGCAGGGUCUGGCUGUACAAUUAGCAUUUGUACUGAGGACUCCUCCCUCCUCCUUCAUUGUAGCCAUUUCCUCCCUCCCAGCCUGCAGACUGUCAAAAGGGAACAAAUGACUUUCAAGGUAACAAACUCAGGUGUGGUUGAUGAUGCAUAUUAAAUUUUUGUUGACUAUUGAUAACUAAUAAGGAGCUCUGGUGGCGCAGUGGUUAAGUGCUUGUCUGCUAACCGAAAGGCCAGCAGAUCAAACCCACCAGCCACUCCGUGGGAGAAAGAUGUGGCAGCCUGCUAAAAAAGAUAACAGCCUUGGAAACCCUAUGGAGCAGUUCUCCUCUGUCCUAUUGGGUCGCUAUUAGAAUUGACUCGACAGGUUUGUUUUUUGGCUUCCUUGAUAACUAAUAUUUAAAAUGUGCCUCUGUCCCCCGUGUAAAGUGACUUACAUAGAUGGCAUUGAUUACCUCACUGAGGAGCCACAGCAAUGACUUGAGUUAAGUAUUGGCAUCAGUGCCAUCUUCACCUGAGAAAACAGAGGCUGGAAGAAGUGAAAUGACUUGUCAAGGUGAGCACAGUUACUAAGUGGCAAGGCUGGGAUUUGAACCUAGGUCACCUGAUCUCAGAGCCUGUGUUGGCUAUAUCUCCACUAGAUUGCCUCUUGUUCAACUUUCAUAUUUAACCCCCAAAACAAAUCACCUGUGUGCUCACCUUUCUCUAACCAUUUAAAUCAGAAACUACAGAAAAACAAUAAAAAAUCACACUCAACUCCCCAUUCCGAAAUAAUAAUUGACAGAAAUUUAUCUUUCCAGAUUGCUUAUUAUAAAAAUGGCCCAGGAAUGUCUGGUCUCAUCUAACUUCAUGAGGGGAGAAUCACCACCAGCAGCAUCAGCCCAAGGCUGGGUCCUAUGAAGCGGAGAUCAGACACACCUCCUCUCUAACUUUUUUACCAAUUCUGACACCAGCCAUCCCUCCCACAGCACUUUCUACUCCUCUGCUGGGUUCCAUAAUUCACUGCAAUGGCCACACAAAAUUCACAGAUAAUACUUACAAUUACGGGGGUUCUUAGGGAAGUAACAGGUUAAAUUCAGGAUCAGGGGUGACUCAGGAUAUAGUUCUUCGGUCAGGAGAGCUUGUUGGCCAUGCCCACAGACAGGCCUCUCCCUGGCCCUCAGGAGCUUGGGCCUCUUGGGCAGGCCCAGCCUCUACCCUGCUCAGGUAAGUAUUACAAAGCUCUUCAGCGCCACUGAUAAGUGCACAAAGGCACCCCACUCUACCAGUUAGCCUCCUGCCCCAGGGUGCUUAGCUCUCUCGCCAUCUGGCUCUGCUGCUGCCAUUACUCUGCUCCUGCUUUGCACCAUUUGUGCUAUCUCCGGUGUUACAGCUCUGUCUCCUGGGUCUAGGAGGUUCUCAGUGCAGAGACCCUAGAUCCAAAGGAUGCACUCUGCUCCCAUCUCUUCUUCUUGGUGGUAGUGAGGUCCCCCCUUUCUGCCUCUGGGAUGGCUUAUUUUAAGCCUAGCAGAAUGGCAGAACUGACCAAUACCCUCAUUAGGGUUCUAUAUACCUUAUUUGAAUGGUCCCACACCCACAAGUGUGUCAUGUACCUCAUUUGCAUUAUUAGCAAGCUAUCCAGUCCCUUGGUGGGACACAAACACCUUAUUUGUCUAGUUCCACCCAAUCAUUUGGAGUUAUAGGACCAUGGCUAGAAAAGCUAUAUAAAAGCAAUCCAUCACACCACACUUGUAUAUUUAUAAAUAUACGCUUUUGUGAAAAGAAUCAUAUUAUUUUCUAGCUUGUUUUUCCAAAUAAUAUUAAACAUAAACAUCUUUCAAAAUUACUACUCUUCUACAAUCAAUUUUUCAUAGCUGCAUUUAUUUAAUUUGAUACGAUGAGUGACACAUCAUUUAUUUAACCAAUUCCAUAUUGUUGGACACUUAGGCUAGUUAUAGUCUAUUAUGAGUAUAAACAAUACUGUGUUGAAUGAAUUCUCUGCUCUAUUUAACUCUGUAGGAUAAAUUUUGAGACGUGAAUUCCCAGGUUAAUUGUAAGACUUUGGACCUGUAUCAGUGCCUCCAAUGUGACUGUUCUUUCAAAAGUCAGAGACCCAGCCCUCAGCAAGCCAGGCCUCCUGGUGGAGAAACUAAGCAAAAACUUGACCUCUUAUAUUUCAUUCUCCCAAAAGAAAGUGGAAAAUGUGUCUAUCCCACUGAGAAACAGAUGGUUUCUCAGUGUCUGAGAAGACCCCUUCCACCCAAUUACCUGGAGUUCAUCUUAGGAGCAACAAUAAACUGAAAAUGAAAUCCGUUCAGUGGUGCGGAUUUCACACAACACGGUUGUAAAGGUGAAAGAAGAAUUCCCUGGCAGGCACUCUCUCCACAGGGGCAGUAAGUAAUCUCCUUCCUCUGCCUCAAAGGAAUUCCUUCCUCCCAUCUGGAGGAAGUAAGAGGAAGAAUGUAGAGGCAGGAGAGAGGUGGUGACCAGAGGGGCUGAACCCAAGUUUCCCCAGUUUGCCUGAUCCCAGAGAGAAAUCCGGGGCUGCCACUAGAACCUGGUCAGGAGACAGCUACCUAUCUUCUAAGAAGGGAAGCCACCAUCCACUCUCCAAGCUGAGGGCCUGCCCUGGAGGUGAAGCGGAGGCUGGGACAAGUCACCUCAAGUCCCCUGUAGAGAGAUGGCAGCUUGAAGAAGCAGUGCAGUGCGGAGGCUCCUGCCUGUGGAGCCUGAGGGAGAGACAGGAGAGGAGGGAUGGCAAUCAGCUGUCCACCUGGCCUGGCUCCCUCAGGGCCCGGGGCCCCUGAAUGCUGAAACAUGAAAGGAUUCUGGGUCAGAUGAGGAUCUGGGGAGCUUGCUCUGUCCCUAGAGCCAGAAAGAGACUUGGGUUCUGCAGAUUCUCUCUGGUUGCCUGAAGCCCAUUCCCCUUCUCUUCCUUCUGUUGUUAUCUUUAAGAGCCUACUACUCCUCUAAGGGAAUCCCCAGGCCAGUGAAUCCCCAGCUCCUCUCUGCAGCUUGUGUAUGUAUGCCUGCAUGUGCACAUGCGUGUGAGCACAUGUAUGUGAGGUGUGUGGGUGUAUGUGAGGUAGGGGUGUAUCACUGGUUGCCUCCUUGAAAUCCAGCCGGAAGCCAGCGUCUUCUCUGUUCUUUUCUGGUUCUCCAGGCAAGUUCUCUCCUGAAAACUCCACUCUUACUGCUCCAGCUGGAGGGGGCGCCCGUCACAGCAUUUCCCUUGCCUGUCUCUCUGUUCUCCUCUCCAGCUGUUUUGGGAUUAGAUGUGGAGAACAUGAAGGCUGCUGAAUGGAUCUUAUUUUCAGCCUUUUAGUGCCCAGAGGACGAGCCUUCACUUAAAAGACUAAAAAGAGGGCUUCUGACACUGUAUCUCCCGAGUCUGGGUAGCAGGAGUUGAUGAGAGAAUGGUGGGUGGGGUGGGACAGAAGGAAGCAGAGGGGGUGGGGAGAGAGACUCAGAGACAAUGAGAGAAGGCGGUAGAGGCAGAGAGAGACAGUGAAUGAGAAACAGAGAAAGACAUAGAGCCAGUGAGAAAGUGAGUGAGAGGCAGGAGGAGAAGUAGAAAGGGCUAGAAAAGAUGCACAGAGAGGGAGCAAAAGAAGGCAUAAGAUGUGGCCAGAGCAAUGCACAGAAACAGAAACACAGCCAAGAGACUCAGGGAGGGAGGGAGGGAGGAAGGAAGGAGAGAAAAAUGUAAAGAUGAAAGGGUUAGAGAGAUUCCAUGAAAAAGUUUAGAAAAAAAUGUGAGCAGAGAACCGUUUUGAGAGAGAGACACAGGGAGUGUGGGGAAGAGUUGAAUGAAGGAGGAAAAAGGGGUGAAUGUGAAGGUAAUGAAAGAGAAAAGGAAAGAAAAUGAGAAGAGGACUGAGGAGAGCAAAGGAAGGAGGGUGCCCUUGUCAUUUUUAAUAUCAGCUGUAAUAGCCAGUCUUGGCAAGUCAUUAGUAGGGGUCCAGUGCUGGCGGGAAUGUCCUCUCCCGGUCAGCCCAGGCCAGGCUGGAGGAAGGAGGGGCUGGCCCCUGGCGGACUGCAAGCAGGUGGCUUCCCGCCCCUGGGUGGGGCCGCCCAGGCUGAGCCUGCAGGGGUAUAAGUAGGGAGGCCGGGCCAGGAGCACCUGUCAGGGACAGCUCCCGUGGAUGUGCAGGUGCCAGGCAGGUGGCUCCAGCUGCUCCAGCCCCAGCAUGAGCUCCUUCGACCUCCCUGCGCCUUCCUCCCCACGCUGCAGCCCCCAGUUCCCCAGUAUCGGCCAGGAGCCCCCUGAGAUGAACCUUUACUAUGAAAACUUCUUCCACCCUCAGAGCGUACCCAGCCCUCAGCGGCCCCCGUCCUUCGAGGGGGGUGGCGAGUACGGGGCCACCCCCAACCCCUACCUCUGGCUUAACGGACCUGCAAUGACGCCGCCGCCCUACCUGCCUGGCACCAACGGCAGCCCCUUCCUGCCCCAGGCCUACGGCAUGCAGAGGCCGCUGCUGCCCAGCAUGGCCGGCCUAGGGGGCAGCGACCUGGGCUGGCUGCCCCUCCCCUCACAGGAGGAGCUGAUGAAGCUGGUGCGGCCCCCCUACUCCUACUCGGCUCUCAUUGCCAUGGCCAUCCACGGGGCGCCCGACAAACGCCUCACCCUCAGCCAGAUCUACCAGUAUGUGGCGGACAACUUCCCCUUCUACAACAAGAGCAAGGCCGGCUGGCAGAACUCCAUCCGCCACAAUCUGUCGCUCAACGACUGCUUCAAGAAAGUGCCUCGCGACGAGGACGACCCGGGCAAAGGGAAUUACUGGACACUGGACCCUAACUGUGAGAAGAUGUUUGACAAUGGAAAUUUCCGCAGGAAGAGGAAGAGAAAAUCGGAUGUUUCCUCCAACACGGGCUCCUUGGCCUCAGAAAAAACCGAGAACAGUCUGCUGGCGGGCAGCCCCAAGACCAUGGAGCCCCAGGAAGUCUUGGACAGUGCCUCGCCAGGCACUGCCAGCUCCCCGGAGAAGCAGUCACCACCUCCACCCUCGGGCACCCCAUGCCUCAACAACUUCCUCUCCACCAUGACAGCCUACGUGAAUGGGUCAAGCCCCGUGAGCCGCUCUGUGGCGUCACCAGGACUGAGCCCUGAGCCCACUGACAAGAUAGGGCAGAACUUGCUGAGCUUCAACUCCUACACCCCACUCACCAACCUCAACAGCCAUGGAGGUGGGGGCGAAUGGGCCAAUCCCGUGCCCACCAAUGCUCUUAGUUAUGGAGGCUCUGUCCUCAACCAGUUCAGCCCUCACUUCUACAACAGCCUCAACACCAACAGCGUCCUCUACCCCAGAGAGGGCACCGAGGUCUAGAUACAGAGCAGCUCCUGAGGCAGAUGGAGUUGAGUUGAGGUCCUCCAUGCCAGCCACCCCAUGGACUAAGAUUUCUGACUGCUUGGACUUAACAUGAGAGGCUCGAAGGAGCUCACACUUUUUCUAGAACAUUGUUUAAGCCUUUUGUUUAUCAUACACGGGCGUACCAAACUUGCAAUGGAAACACUGGAGCCUGGACGAUAGGGAUAAUGGCAGCUGUUUGCUGAGCACUUACUGUGUGCUGGGUGCUGUGCUAGGUUCUUCAAAGACAUGAUCACAUUUACUAUUUAAAGUCACCCUGUGAGUUAAUAUGAACUUCCCAUUUAAGAGAUGAGGAAACGAAGGUUCGAGAAAAUUAAGGAAUUUUCCCAGGGUCAUACAAACUAGUAAAUGGCAAAGUCAGGAGUCAAAUCCAAGUCUAUGUGAUCCCCAUAGUUUGGGCCAAAGGAGCAGGGAUGGAGGAGUUGGUUUCACAGCUAAAGAUGGUCAGGGUGAGAAGCUGGUAAUGGCAAGUGAAAUAGUCUCACCACUGCCUUCUGGCUGUCCAUCGAAACUUAGUACUAGCCUGGGUGUGUCCUGUCCUGGACCAAGUCCUUGUUCUGUUGCCUGCAACUAACCUGAAGAUACUCCUUUUGAUACUACUCAAGGAGGGAAGCUCCCCUCCAGUUACCAUGGAGUUGAUUCCAAUUCAUGGCAACCCUAUGUUCGUCAGAGCAAAACUGUGCUCCAUAGAGUUUUCAAUGGCUGAAUUUUUGGAAAUAGGUUUCCAGGCCUUUCUUCUGAGGCACCUCUGGGUAGACUCAAACCUCCAACCUUUCGGUUAGCAGGUGAUCGUGUUAACAUUUUGCAGCACCCAGGGACUAAAUCAGGAAGCCCAACCCCAGGGUCACUAUAAGACAAUGCGUCCAGCCUCUCCCCAUGGAGGGCCAUCACUUCCCCAGCCUCUCAGGCCCCAGCCCCCCAGAGACCUUGGAUGGAGGCAGGGGUCAGUGAGAGGAGUGGUGUGCACCCUAGACCCCCACCCACCCCAGCCCUGCCCACUUGUAAAAUCUUAUAAUGCCCAGCUUCCUGUGUGUGUGUCAUGGACCAGUAAGCAUGAGCUGACUGAGUCUUCCAAGAGAAACAAGGCUGAAUAAGCACUUCCUUUUUUAUGUCCAGGAGAGGUGCAUGUUUGUCUGAGAAAACAAUGGCCUCGAGGGAGGGGUCAGUGCUGGGAGGCAGAAGCAUAGACCCUGAGAGCCCUUUUUCUCGUUUUUUGUACGUUCUUUGUAUGCCUGGGAUGUUUCAUCACAGCGCACCCCGGGACGUGGUUUUUGUUUGCUUAUUUUCUUUUUAAUUAAAACACUUUUAUGCAGAAGUGUGUGGCCCUGCCUUGUGAUUUUCCUGUCUUUUGGCUGCCUGGUUGACUGACGGCCAAAGGCAGACUGGAGCUGAAGGCCUUUGGGACAGAGGCAGAGAGGGAGCCAGCAUCAAGGCCCUUUCCUUCCUCCAUGCGGGAGUAGAGGCAGGACAAAGGUACCCGACCCAACAAGGGGAGUCUGUGAGGAUGGGCUGGGUUUGUGGAAGGAACUCUCCAAUACUGAGCACAGAAUGUGCACCAGGCAUAAUCCAGUCUUUAGGGCUCAUGCAAUCCUCAUACCUGCGCUAUGAGCAUAGUCCUCCUGACAACUCAGUGAAGGAGGUGGUAGCAGUGCCAUUAGGUACUAGAUGAGGAAACUGAGGGUCAGAAAGAUUGAGCGACUUGCCUGAAGGCCACAGAUGAUCAUUACCCAGGUCUGUCUGAUUUCUGCCCUUCAUCAGGCUGUCGUACCACCCCAGACAUGGCUAACACUAAUAGCACUAUCAAGAGUACUGUCAGCCACGAGUCACACUGAGCGCUGUGGGCAGGCCAAGAACUCUGCAGGCGGGACCUCCUUUAUAAUGCUCUCAACAAUCCACGAGUGGGUACACAGGUGAUCUCUAAGGCCCCUGGCACGAUGUGUGCUGGAGUGCAUGCCUGGGUGGAGGUUUCUGGGCCGGGCACCCCCUCCCUGGCUGUGCAUUCAGACAAGCUGCCCGCUCAAAAUCUGGGGAGCUCUCUCUCCCUGGAGUGACAGAAGGAGUUGACAAAUCACAACAACAAUGAUAAUAAUUAGCAUUCUUUGCCAGUUUACUACAUGCCAGGCAUUGUGUUAUGACUUGAUUUGCUUUAAACCCACCCACUGCUGUUGAGUCGAUUCCUACUCAUAGCAACCCUAUAGGACAGAGUAGAACUGCCCCAUAGAGUUUCCAAGUAGCACCUGGUAGAUUUGCUUUAUUGCACUUAAUUCUCAAAAUAAUCCAAUGUGAUCAAUACUAUUAUCUCCAUGUUUCAGGGAGAAUACUGAGGGCUAGAGAGAUUCUGUAACUUGAUCAAGGACACUUAACCAGGGUUCAAACCCAGGUCUAUUGACUUCAUGGCUGAAAUGAAACUCUUACCUAUUGCACCUAGCCCUGGAGUGCCCAGGACUUAGCACAGGGGAAGCAAAAACAACACAAAAACGGAGAAGAGAAAAAGUGGAGUUUCCUCAUAAACCCCUCAGAUUCUUCCGUGGGGCAUCCUUUUCUUCGGAGACCAGCCUUCUCCUGGCAAUCCAGGCUGAGGUGGCAGUGGCUGAGAGAAGUAGGGGGAAAGGCCACAGUCUCAGGGCCAUGGAGCCUCAAAGGGGCUGGCCCCUUCUACUCAGACAGGAAACCUGAGGCCAGGAGGGCAAGAAACUCAGCUCCUGUCACCUGGGAGAUAGGGGUCAGAGGCAGAGUUAUAGAGCAGGUCCCUGAAGCCAGGACCAAAAUUUUUUUUAACACACUACCUAGAAUUUUA